Molecule: messenger RNA, 1335 nt
Organism: Actinia tenebrosa (Australian red waratah sea anemone)
Lineage: Eukaryota; Metazoa; Cnidaria; Anthozoa; Actiniaria; Actiniidae
Product: neuropeptide FF receptor 2-like
Biological process (GO): G protein-coupled receptor signaling pathway
Cellular component (GO): membrane
Molecular function (GO): G protein-coupled receptor activity
Source: RefSeq, a predicted model, not a curated record
GCUUUUUGUAAAGCUGGGGUUUUUGUUUUGAGGCAGAUACUGAAGCUAUUGGACAAAAAGUGAGCUUGAACAUGGCGAUAUCUCAGGCGGAGUGGUAUGGAGUCACAUCAGCGUUUGUGGUCAUGAUAAUGACUAAUCUUGUUGGGAAUGCUUUAGUUAUUCUUACUGUUAUAAAGACCCGUUCUAUGAGAACACCGAUGAACUAUCUGCUGGUGAACCUUGCUGUUGCUGACAUGACAGUAGCUAUCUUUAUCGCACCAAGAUAUAUUUUAAGUCACGCCUACACCCACCCUGGUGGUCAGGUGGGAACGUACCUGUGUAAGUUCCUCACAGGAGAGGUCUUCACCUGGGUUGGUGCUCUGACAUCUGUGUGCACUCUCGUUGCGAUUGCAAUUGAACGGUAUUUUGCAGUGAUGAAACCGUACAGCAAUAAAGGACGAUUCACGAUGAAAAAAUUCAAAAUCACUGCUGUUUCUUGCUGGACCUUUGCCAUUCUGUGGAACGUCCCUCUCUUCGUUUUCUCGUACUUUGACGACAAAAGCAAGUUUUGCAACUUUUCCUGGCCUUUCAAUGACUUUCCAAAGUACCACAGUACCAUCAAUGCUUUCGUUUAUGGAGCGAUACCCAUCGGGACCAUGGUGUGCCUAUACUCGAGAGUAACCUACAGGCUUUGGUUCAGGCAAAACGACCACACUUCAGCAGCUACUCGACAAGGAACAAUCAAAGCACGAAAACGAGUAACCAAGAUGGUUCUGACAGUGUCAAUCAUCUUCUGUAUCACGUGGAUACCUAACAUUGUAACUUAUCCUGUCUCUGCUUACAGCAAAGAAGCACUGUACGACGCUGUACACAUCGUGUCAAUCGUUUGCGUGACCUUCAAUUCCAGUAUCAACCCUAUCGUCUACAGCCUGCAAUCCCGUCAGUUUCGCAAGAACAUAUGGAGCGUUGUAAACUGUUGCUGCAGCAAGCUAGAUGCCGAUGCAGAUACUUCCGACUACAGCAUGGGUAACAUGCAAAGUGGGAAUAGAUCUGAGGUCACAGAUACCUCCAUCUGUACUCGUAUAUGACUAGUAUAUACUACACAAGGGAUGCGGCAAGCAAGAUGGUGCUCAGGGAUUUAUGGCAAGAUAAGAGGUUAAGCAAAAUAUAACGGAUUUGAGCAAAACGAUAUUUUGCGAUAUUAACAUAUUUAAAAAAUCUAAAACUUUAUAGCUUAACUUAAAGGCGCAACAGAUAGCUUCUGUAUAUAAAACUCAGUAUUAAAGCUUAAUAAUUUCAACUUUAAUAUAGUUGAAAAACAAAUGAUAGUAAAGAUUCAAGAGAGGUUUCAAUGAA